Molecule: messenger RNA, 489 nt
Organism: Trametes versicolor FP-101664 SS1
Lineage: Eukaryota; Fungi; Basidiomycota; Agaricomycetes; Polyporales; Polyporaceae
Exons: 2
Source: RefSeq, a predicted model, not a curated record
UACAGACUGGUCGCAGAGCGAGUCCCUGUCACGUUCGACCCGCACGAUCAAGCCGCCCUGCGAGCCAUUGAGGCGGCACAUCUCCUGAAGCCCAACGCCAUCGCCCGCGCCGAAUGGAUCAAACCGGCGGAGCGCCGCUUUGCGGGGCAGCGCACGGCAUUCUUGAUGCUCACGGUGACUGGCAUUGAUCAGGCGAACACAGCACUGAAGGGUCUUCUGAUUGCAGGGCGCAAGAUUCUAGUUCGGCGGGACAUGGACGAGCCGAAGCGGUGCGCACGCUGUCAAGCAUUGUCAUGCACCAAACUGCAUACGACAGCGUAUGGCGGGCACUUUGCUCGUGAAUGCAAGGCGGCACACGAUGUUUGUGCGAACUGCGCGGAUAGUCACCCAACCUCACAGUGUGGCGUCGCGGGGGACCCGCAAAGGUACCGCUGCGCUAACUGCAAGGAGAAUGGCCACGCUGCGUGGAAUCGGGCCUGCCCGGCACUG